AGGCUACGUGCGUCCCUCUCCAUGCCACGACUCGCUGUUUCUUUCCAUCUUGUGAAGCGGCGAAUCAGUGAGGCAGCACCACUGUAUAGUGUUGACAGUAGGACUACAAGGAGUUAUUCACCUUUUAAUUGUUCGUGUCUGUCUGCUACGAGACUACGCCGAAGCUGUUCAGGCGCUCUGCCUGCAGACUAAGCGGGAUCUCGCGAGAGUGGUGGCGUGGCUGGCUGACUGUGGGGUUGCAGUAGACAGAGGGAGAAGGCAGGCAGGCAGCAUCAUGGCGGACAGAGACAGUGGAAGUGAGCAGGGAGGAGCAGCCACGGGCCCGGGCGUCGGUUCCAUGCACCCAGUGACAGGAGGGGCGGGCUCGGCUUCCGGGCUGCAGCACGAGACGCAAGAGCUGGCGUCGAAACGGGUUGACAUUCAAAACAAACGUUUCUACCUGGACGUGAAGCAGAACGCAAAAGGCCGCUUCUUGAAGAUAGCCGAAGUCGGGGCCGGGGGAAACAAGAGCCGCCUCACUCUCUCCAUGUCAGUGGCAGUAGAGUUCCGUGACUACUUAGGGGACUUCAUCGAACAUUAUGCCCAAUUAGGUCCUAGCAAUCCGGAUAUCGCACAGGAUGAGCCGAGGCGAGCACUUAAAAGCGAAUUCUUGGUUCGGGAGAAUCGGAAGUACUACAUGGAUCUGAAAGAGAACCAGAGAGGCCGGUUUCUGAGGAUUCGACAGACCGUGAACCGGGGGCCCGGUUUGGGAUCCACGCAAGGCCAGACGAUUGCUCUUCCUGCCCAGGGACUUAUUGAGUUUCGUGACGCUUUGGCUAAACUCAUUGACGACUACGGAGUAGAUGACGAACCUGCGGAGUUGCCCGAAGGGACCUCCUUGACAGUGGACAACAAACGCUUUUUCUUCGACGUGGGCUCCAAUAAGUACGGAGUGUUCAUGAGGGUAAGUGAGGUGAAGCCAACAUACCGCAACUCUAUCACGGUGCCCUACAAAGUGUGGUCCAAGUUUGGGAAUACGUUCUGUAAAUACGCGGAGGAGAUGAAGAAGAUCCAAGAGAAACAGCGGGAGAAAAGGGCAUGUGAGAUGCAACAGCAAGAGGAGACGCAUGCUGAUGAUGCGGACGAGGAUUGAUAUAGCGCAAAAACAUGCACACAAAAAAAGUCAUCAAAAUAACAAAAAGAGAAAUUAUAAUAAACUUUACUGUAAAAAGAAAGAGAUCUAAAGAUUUAACUGUAAUUGUUUAACUCCAAGGGAGCACCACCCACAAAAAAGAAACCUACACAAACUGACAGUUAUGACAUGUUGUCACCCAUCGCUGGAUGUUACCCACUUACCCACCAUUAAUACAGUAAGCGGCUGCUAAACAAAGUAAUAACAUUAUAUAUGAACCGUGUUUCCUACUUGAUGACAGACGAUAAAGAACUGAGUGUUUAUUUCCCUUAUUAACCAAUAACUUUUGUACACGUUAAAGCUAUUAUAAAAAGUGUUUGCAAUUUUCAAAUGGAAUUAUUGCCGAGUUAUAGAAAGUCCUUUUCAUGUGAGCUAAUGACUUCAGCACAAAUCAGAUAUUUUAGUUGUUUUUAUUUUUUAACCAAAAUGUAAAACCCUUUUUUUAACCUUUUUAAAGGGUUGUCAUUGUGUACUUGCCACCCUAUUUACCUUUACCUGUGAGUAGAGAUGUGUUUACCCAAAUCAUACAUGUAUGAGGGCUAGGCCUGCAUAGGAAUUUUGUUUCGAUGUCAUGCAGUCUGAAAAAGGUACAGAGGCAAUGUCAUGCAAGGGAAAAGUGGUCACUCUUUUGUGCAAUGCAUUGCAUCAAACUCGGAACACAUUGAACUGGUCAAUGGAACUCGACAUGAAUACCUUCAAAAGGAUUAUUACUGUUGUAACUUCUAUUUGAAAUUGAAAUUGUCGUCAUGCGGAUUGGUACACUAUAGACUACCUUUGUGUCUCGUUGUCAUGCGGUGUGUUUAAAAAAAUAUAUAUUUAAAAAAAAAUAAAAAAAAUAGGUACUUGUCUUAGAUUAAGUGCAGUGACAACAUGCAGCAAAUGACAUGACAAGUGCUCGAGAACAGCACAUUUGUAAUAUAGAGCACUCAACCCUGCUAGCACCGCCGAAUUGGCUUCAUGGUCUAUUGAGUGCUAAGACGAAAAAGUCAAGCAUGGUUUUGUGAUUCUGAAAUGUAUGUCAAUGUCAGCACUUAUGGAACAGAGGUUUUCUGUUUGGGGAAUUUGACUCACAAAAGGAACAGAAAAUAUCAGUCAACCAAUAGGAUGCCAAGGUGCCAAUGAGUGUUAUUGCCGCAUGUUUACCUGUACAACGCCGAAUGUUGGUUUUCCAACAUAGUGGCUCAAGGACCUCUCUCCAAGCUGGUUUUCAUCCCUGCCAAUGCUCAACUCUUUAACUUGAAUGCUGGUAUGACUCUGGAUAUCUCAUCGAGUUUUAUAAGCCAUGUCAGUUGUUUCCAAAGAAACUGACAAUAAUCAGACCAUGACAAAUUGACCUUAGUAUUCUGUGAAAAGAUCACUUGGCAGAUUGAAUGGAGUGAAAAGCAGCAGGCCUAACUGUCCUUGAGCCCCUCUGGUUGGAGCUACUGGUAUUACUGAUACCCAAAUGGGUGCGUCCUCUUCAACAUAUAAACAACCCGGUGCCUUACACACUCCGCAUGCUUACAUGCUGGCCUGGUGCUUUGGUUCAUGACUUGGAUUCUUUUGUCCCCCCAUGUAUCCCCCCCCCCCCCCCCCACCCAUGCCACAGCAUAACUCGUGGUGCUAAAGGGUUCGCUAAGAACCCUAACGUAAAAGUGGCAGAUUACUAAGCGUUUUCUGCGACCUUCCUCUCCCGUCCCCAAGCCGCCCAGGUAUCGGCCUACAUGUAAGCAUGGAAGGGGGUGGUCACCUAGAAGACGAUGUGGAGGAACCUGCUCUUCACAGGCCCAAGCCCGGUGAGGUGGUCGCGGAGAGCAGUGGCUGAUUGGAAACAUCACUGUGGACUGGAUUCAGAACGCUUGUUGGAGCCCCCCUUUGUGAUAUUUUCUGUGUGUAGUUCUACGACUUGGGCAGUAAUGUGUAAUUUGUAAGUUGCUAAAGACCUCAAUUACAGGGGAGUAGUAAGCAUGUCUUAUUUUGUUAUAGUUUUUAGUUUGAACUUUUCAAUGUUAUUCCACAUUAUUUGUAAUUUUGAAUGUUUUUUUCUGCUCACAGAGGAUAUUUUAUUUUUUAUUUUCAGUGCAACAUUUCAUUACUGUGUGCAAUAUCCUAUGUGCCAAUGGUGGCAAUAUAUGUAUAUCAAUUAAAUAUAUGAUUAAUAUUUGAAAGCA
This is a messenger RNA of Oncorhynchus kisutch (coho salmon), 3321 nucleotides long. Its product is annotated as transcriptional activator protein Pur-alpha. Gene Ontology annotation, molecular function: RNA polymerase II transcription regulatory region sequence-specific DNA binding; purine-rich negative regulatory element binding; DNA-binding transcription factor activity, RNA polymerase II-specific. The coding region runs from base 275 to 1132 and encodes 285 amino acids. Gene Ontology annotation, biological process: regulation of transcription by RNA polymerase II. The transcript is spliced from 2 exons. Lineage: Eukaryota; Metazoa; Chordata; Actinopteri; Salmoniformes; Salmonidae. Gene Ontology annotation, cellular component: nucleus. The record is from RefSeq and is a predicted model, not a curated record.